Clarias gariepinus (North African catfish) is the source of this 1241-nucleotide messenger RNA. RefSeq names its product ADP-ribosylation factor-like 5C (gene arl5c). Gene Ontology annotation, biological process: intracellular protein transport; protein localization to Golgi membrane; vesicle-mediated transport. The record is from RefSeq and is a predicted model, not a curated record. Gene Ontology annotation, cellular component: trans-Golgi network; cytoplasm. Gene Ontology annotation, molecular function: GTP binding; GTPase activity. The transcript is spliced from 6 exons. The coding region runs from base 177 to 716 and encodes 179 amino acids. NCBI's taxonomy places the organism in Eukaryota, Metazoa, Chordata, Actinopteri, Siluriformes, Clariidae.
UCAACAUGAAUCAACAGAAAAGCAGUUUCGCGACAUCAGAGGCAGGUAGAACAUUUUGUUGCGCUUCCGAGCGUCGGAGGGAAAUCAUUCCGGAAAGCAGUAAGAAGAAGGAUACCGUGACAGUGUUUCGGAGAGAUCUCACAAUUGAAUUGUGAUUAAGACUUUUUAUACGAAAAAUGGGACUGCUCUUCGCCAAACUCAUGACAGUAUUCGGGGAUAGAGACCACAAGGUGAUCAUUGUGGGUUUGGAUAAUGCUGGGAAGACUACCAUCCUGUACCAGUUCUUAACUAAAGAAGCUGUACAUACCACUCCUACUAUUGGCAGCAACGUGGAGGAAAUUUCUGUCAAAAAAACACGCUUCCUCGUUUGGGACAUUGGGGGUCAGGAAGCCCUCCGAGCCAGCUGGAGCACCUAUUUCUGCAAUACAGAGAUUGUGAUUCUGGUGGUAGAUAGUACAGAUCGGGAGCGUUUGACCCUUACAAAAGAUGAGCUACAUGCGAUGCUUGCACAUGAGGAUCUGCAGAAUGCUUCAGUGCUGGUGUUAGCCAAUAAGCAGGAUAUGAAAAACAGCAUGACAGCCGCAGAGAUUUCCCAGAGUCUUACCCUCAGUUCUCUCACAGAUCAUUCCUGGCAUGUCCAGGCCUGCUGUGCUCUUACUGGAGAGGGUUUACCAGCAAGUCUGGACUGGAUGCGUUCCCGGGUUGUAGCAAACUAGCCUUGCAUUGGUGCAUGGUAACUCUGCACAGCCAGAGUUUGUGUCCCAUAUGUGCCUACAGUCUCAUCAAACUCUCAAAGUGGAUGUUGGGGCUUAUCAGAGCCCCACUUAUACUGGAGACAUCACAUGCUGCGAGUGGAUUAAUCCCUGGAUGUACAAAGUAUAAAUGUAACCACUGACAAGUACAUGUUUUCAUUUUAUGUCUUCGUUUUAGAGGUCACAUUGUUAACAUUACGAAUGAUUGUGUUGACCAAGGUGGGAAAAUUUGCACUGAUUUUCUGAAUUCUUGCUGAACUGUAUAUUCUGGCCUGUGGCACCAAAGGCCAUACUACUUCUAUACUACUUGACAGUAUAAGGAUCACUGCCCAAGCACAAUGCAUUAGUGUUUGGUGCCAAAUUCAUAUGUAUGUUGGUGCUAAAUUUGUAAGCUUUAAGCUGGAAGCAUUACUUUAAAUAUUUAUUAAGAUUUCUUGUCUCUGAUGGAUUCAAAUGAAAUUAAAGUAUUUAAAUUUUGAAAUAUUGAAA